Cynocephalus volans (Philippine flying lemur) is the source of this 1416-nucleotide messenger RNA. RefSeq names its product forkhead box A1 (gene FOXA1). Bases 1 to 1416 code for a protein of 471 amino acids. Gene Ontology annotation, biological process: anatomical structure morphogenesis; regulation of transcription by RNA polymerase II; cell differentiation. NCBI's taxonomy places the organism in Eukaryota, Metazoa, Chordata, Mammalia, Dermoptera, Cynocephalidae. Gene Ontology annotation, molecular function: DNA-binding transcription factor activity, RNA polymerase II-specific; protein domain specific binding; RNA polymerase II cis-regulatory region sequence-specific DNA binding. The transcript has 2 exons. The record is from RefSeq and is a predicted model, not a curated record.
AUGUUAGGGACUGUGAAGAUGGAAGGGCACGAGAGCAGCGACUGGAACAGCUACUACACGGACACGCAGGAGGCCUACUCCUCCGUCCCGGUCAGCAACAUGAACUCGGGCCUGGGCUCCAUGAACUCCAUGAACACGUACAUGACCAUGAACACCAUGACAACGAGCGGCAACAUGACCCCGGCUUCCUUCAACAUGUCCUACGCCAACCCAGGCCUGGGCGCCGGCCUGAGUCCCGGUGCCGUAGCCGGCAUGCCGGGGGGCUCGGCGGGGGCCAUGAACAGCAUGACGGCGGCGGGCGUGACGGCCAUGGGGACGGCCCUGAGCCCGGGCGGCAUGGGUGCCAUGGGCGCGCAGCCGGCGGCCUCCAUGAACGGCCUGGGCCCCUACGCUGCCGCCAUGAACCCGUGCAUGAGCCCCAUGGCGUACGCGCCGUCCAACCUGGGCCGCAGCCGCGCGGGCGGCGGCGGCGGCGACGCCAAGACGUUCAAGCGCAGCUACCCGCACGCCAAGCCGCCCUACUCGUACAUCUCGCUCAUCACCAUGGCCAUCCAGCAGGCGCCCAGCAAGAUGCUCACGCUCAGCGAGAUCUACCAGUGGAUCAUGGACCUCUUUCCCUAUUACCGGCAGAAUCAGCAGCGCUGGCAGAACUCCAUCCGCCACUCGCUGUCCUUCAACGACUGCUUCGUCAAGGUGGCGCGCUCUCCGGACAAGCCGGGCAAGGGCUCCUACUGGACGCUGCACCCGGACUCCGGCAACAUGUUCGAAAACGGCUGCUACUUGCGCCGCCAGAAGCGCUUCAAGUGCGAGAAGCAGCCCGGGGCCGGCGGCGGGGGCGGGAGCGGGGGCGGCGGCGCCAAGGGUGGCCCCGACAGUCGCAAGGACCCCUCGGGCGCCGCUAACCCCAGCGCCGACUCGCCCCUUCACCGGGUCGUGCACGGUAAGGCCGGCCAGCUAGAGGGCGCGCCGGCCCCCGGGCCCGCCGCCAGCCCCCAGACUCUGGACCACAGCGGGGCAACGGCGACAGGGGGCGCCUCGGAGUUGAAGACUCCAGCUUCCUCGUCUGCGCCCCCCAUAAGCUCUGGGCCCGGGGCGCUGGCAUCUGUGCCCCCCUCUCACCCCGCGCAUGGCCUGGCACCUCACGAGUCCCAGCUGCACCUGAAAGGGGACCCCCACUACUCCUUCAACCACCCCUUCUCCAUCAACAACCUCAUGUCCUCCUCGGAGCAGCAGCACAAGCUGGACUUCAAGGCAUACGAGCAGGCACUGCAGUACUCGCCCUACGGCGCCACGUUGCCCGCCAGCCUGCCUCUCGGCAGCGCCUCCGUGGCUACCAGGAGCCCCAUCGAGCCCUCAGCCCUGGAGCCGGCCUACUACCAAGGUGUGUAUUCCAGACCCGUCCUAAACACUUCCUAG